Nymphalis io (European peacock) is the source of this 2339-nucleotide messenger RNA. RefSeq lists its product as uncharacterized. The coding region runs from base 830 to 1834 and encodes 334 amino acids. The record is from RefSeq and is a predicted model, not a curated record. The transcript has 5 exons. Lineage: Eukaryota; Metazoa; Arthropoda; Insecta; Lepidoptera; Nymphalidae.
AUAUUACACAGUAAUUGGCAUUAAUUCAAGUUUUAUUUGUUUUAUUGGUAACAAAGUGCUUUAUGUACCUAUAUUAAAUUGAUGGUUUCAGCUCAGUGACGGUGAAAUCUUAGAAAAAUGUAUUGUUGCCUAGAAUUCAACAUUGCGAAUUCUUAUAGCGAAGACUGUAAAUUAGUGAUUUGAGAUAUUUAUUGAAUUGUUUUCUAUGCAUUGAAUACACUAUUCAUAUAAGUAAUAUAAAGAUAAAAAAGAAACUUUUAUUUAGUUGUUUUUUUAAGUAAUCACGCAAAAACUUGAUAUAUUACUAAUCCGAUUGAUUUGAAACUAUAAUAUUACGUGAAUGAUAUACAAAUGCAACAUACGUUAAAAUAAUAAAAUGAGCGAAAGUUUUCAAUUUUUGUUUGAAAUCCUAAAAUUACUAUUAUUAACUUGUUUCAAUUUAAAAUUGUUUAUUAACCAGAGUUAUCUUUAAUUCUCAUAUCAUUACUAACUUUUUAUAUUGAGCGUGUGAGCACACGUAUCCAACAAAUAAAGGAAAGUUAAGAAAAAAACAUGAAGCUCUUAAUUAUGCCUGUAUUUCGAAUCGCACACUAUGUAGGAACCAAAAAAAGUCCCUCACUUUUUUAAAACAUAAUCUUUUAUAAAGACUAGGCUGUAUGGUUACCGAUCCUUGCCUAACAUUAAUAAUGGUAAACGAAACAUCAACAGAAAGGUGUAUUGAUUUUCAAAUUCAACAUAUUUUGAAAUGGAGGCUAUUAUUCAAUACAAAUUAUGGAGUAAUUUGUCAAAUCGUAUACCAUUUAAACCAUAAGAAAUCAACAAAUCUAUAAUGGGUGAUAUACUAAAAUUCACAACAUGGCCUAAACACCAAUAUGCAUUUCACAAAAUUACCAGCGAUGCACUUGUGUUUUAUAUUAAAGGAGAAGAAAACGCUGCUAUCGGUCUAGCAAAAGAGCCUGGUAGCGAAUGCGACUUAUGGGUUUUAAUAGGAUAUCGCGACCAAUGUUGGAUAAAGAAAAGCUAUGAAAAAUGUAGUCGUGUUUUUAUACCAGAACUCCUAUCCAAAUAUAAAUACAAUAAAUUUUGGAUUCAUCUGCGUAAAAAAAGAAUAAUUUUGGGUAGAAAUAACGAAUCAAUACCAAUUCUUACAUUCCACAACCAAAAACGUAAUUUGUAUUACGUGACUUUUUCUGUGCUGGGAGAUAGGCAAUAUCUAAAAUGGAAGUUUUAUCUGGCACCGAUAAUAGAAAACCCACCCCUUAAAAGGAUAACAGGGGGUAAACCACAUUGGGUGAAAGUGGAUAAAAAUAUCCCUAAUAAUGCUUUCAUAGGAGGUUAUGAAGAUGAAGUUUUAUACAUUAUAAGAGCCUUUCAUGAGGGAUCGCUGUUUCCUGGGAAGCUUGUGCCAAAUCUGGGAUUAGGAUUUUUGUCCUUUGGCGGUGAUGUCUUUGAAAAAGAUCAGUUCGAGGUACUUUGUGGAUAUGAUUACACAUGGAUGAAAAUGGAUAAAAACAGGAUACCAUUGGGAGCUAUACCAGGUGGAUAUUAUAAAGAUGGCCAUGAAAUUGUGUAUGUUGGACGUGGUUAUUGCGACACUCUUCUUAUCCCAGGAAAAAUACAUGCCUCACGAGAUGGUUGUUAUAUUGCAUAUGAGGGCAAUGAAGUCCUCUGCCAGAUCUAUGAAAUACUGGUUACACCUCACAUUAAUAAGCAAAGUAUUAAUAAUUUCUACUUCACUGGUAUUGAUUAUAGUCAUGACGUUAUGUUUAACCGGUAUGACAAUGACGAAAGCGAUGAAGACUAUGAAACUGUUGGAAAUAUAUAUGCAUUUUAAGUCUUUGUUGUAUAAAAGUAUUAUUUAUUGUUGUAAACAUAAUAUUAAUAUUAAUUAUCAAUUUAUAUUAAAAUUGUGUCUAUAUUUCAUCUCGUGCUUUACGGUGAAGAAAAACAUUGUGAUGAAACCUACAUGUGUCUAAUUUCAUUGAAAUUAUACCACAUGUGUAUUCUACCAACCCGCAUUGGAGAAGCGUGGUGAAAUAAGCUCCAAGCCUUCUCCUCAAAAGGGAGAGGAGGCCUUAGCCCAGCAGUGGGACAUUAACAGGCUGUUACUGUUAUAUUAAAAGACUUAUGUUUAAAUUAAAGAUAAAAUGGAAGGAUGGAUCUAAAAGCUUUCUUAUACAUCAAUGGGUGGGUUUCUUGUUAGGUCUUGACCCAUGCUGCAUCGAGAACUACUUGUCUGUGAUGGUAAAGCAUUUAUUUACUAUUAAUUUAUUAUUUUACGAAAAAUCAGAAAUUAAAUUAUUAAGUAUUUUGCAAUUUUAGUUAUUAAGGGAUUGUGA